ACACUGCACGGGAUGGACGCGCAGGACUGCCAGGCGGCCGCGACGCUCGGGCCGCCCGGGCCCGCAGCCCAUGGCUGCGUGGCCGCCUGGUGGGACAUGGUCGACCGCAACCUGCGAUCUUUUCCACAUUCCUGUUCAACGCUUGGACGAAAAAUUGCUGCUCUGUGUGACAGUUUUACUAGUAAAUCCUUAAAAGAACAUAUUUUCCCUCCUCUGAUAGACAUGUUAAUUUAUUUUAAUUUUUUCAAAGCCCCAUUUCUUGUGGAUUUAAAGAAACCAGAGUUAAAGAUUCCUCACACAGUGAACUUCUACCUGAGAGUUGAACCUGGGGUGAUGCUAGGGAUCUGGCACACAGUCCCCAGCUGCCGGGAGGAAGAUGCCAAAGGGAAGGACCGUUGCUGGUACGAAGCAGCCCUUUGCGAUGGGAACCCAAUCAUUGUUUAUCUUCAUGGCAGUGCAGAACACAGGGCAGCUUCUCACAGACUGAAGCUGGUAAAGGUGCUGAGUGAUGGUGGCUUUCAUGUCUUGUCUGUUGACUACAGAGGAUUUGGGGACUCUACGGGUAAGCCCACAGAGGAGGGACUGACUACGGAUGCCAUUCGUGUCUAUGAGUGGACCAAGGCAAGAAGUGGCAUCACUCCCGUGUGUCUCUGGGGCCACUCUCUGGGUACAGGAGUUGCAACAAAUGCUGCAAAAGUGUUAGAAGAAAAAGGAUGCCCAGCUGACGCUAUUGUCUUGGAAGCUCCAUUUACCAACAUGUGGGUUGCAAGUAUCAAUUAUCCUUUGUUAAAGAUUUACCGGAACGUUCCAGGAUUUUUACGUACAUUUAUGGAUGCCCUGAGAAAAGACAAAAUAGUCUUUCCUAAUGAUGAAAAUGUUAAAUUCCUUUCUUCUCCUCUUCUCAUCUUACAUGGAGAGGAUGACAGGACAGUGCCUUUGGAAUAUGGGAAAAAGCUCUAUGAAAUUGCACACAAUGCAUACAGGAACAAAGAGAGGGUCAAGAUGGUUAUCUUUCCUCCUGGCUUCCAACACAACUUGCUUUGUAAAAGCCCCACACUGUUAAUAACCGUGAGAGAUUUCCUGAGCAAGCAGUGGUCAUGAGUCUGGGAGGAGUGGAAAUCUUCAAUGAAGACUUGGUCCAAACACCACCUGUGAUGUAUAUUGUUUUAAGUAAAAUUGUACUGGGCUGGUCGGAUGAGCUGAAGCCAUUGACUUCUCUGCAAAUCACUUGCCAUUUUAACAACAGAAAUCACGAAUGUUAGGCAGUAUGGAAUGUUCUUGUUUAGUUUAUCAUAAUCUACGUUGUAAAACAUGCUGAAAUCUCACUGUGGAGAACCAAAAUUUGGUAAAAUCUAGAUCCUAUCUAAAAAUAUGUAGUUAUCAAACAUCCUAUGGAUAUUUGUGAAUAAGGUAGUUGCUAUGGUCUGAAUGUCUGGGCUUGCCCCCCAAAUUAUGUUAAAACCUAAUCACUAAUGUGAUGGUAAUAGGAGGUGGGGCUGAGCUCUCAUGAAUGAGAUUAGUGCCCUUAUAAAUUAAGACCAAAAGAGCUCUUCACUCCUCCUACCGUUUGAAGAUACAGUGAGAAGGCUUCAUCUGUGAACCACAAAGUAGCCCUCAUCAGACACUGAAUUGACCAGUGCCUUGCUCUUGGAUUUUCCAGCCCUCAGAACUGUGAGAAAUACAUUUCUGUUGUUUAUAAGCUA
This is a messenger RNA of Piliocolobus tephrosceles (Ugandan red Colobus), 1703 nucleotides long. RefSeq names its product abhydrolase domain containing 12B (gene ABHD12B). NCBI's taxonomy places the organism in Eukaryota, Metazoa, Chordata, Mammalia, Primates, Cercopithecidae. Gene Ontology annotation, biological process: phosphatidylserine catabolic process; monoacylglycerol catabolic process. The record is from RefSeq and is a predicted model, not a curated record. Gene Ontology annotation, cellular component: endoplasmic reticulum membrane. The transcript has 13 exons. Gene Ontology annotation, molecular function: monoacylglycerol lipase activity; phosphatidylcholine lysophospholipase A1 activity. Bases 13 to 1101 code for a protein of 362 amino acids.